AUGGCGCGUCCUCGAGCUUUGUCAGGGGCAGAUGCCCCCAAGGAACCUCACGCAGUCUCCCUGAAAGUCUUACGUCUCUCCCGACCUUCUUUGUCUUAUCAAUCCCCUCUCCCUACUGCGAAUACCAAGAUCUCCCCCAAAGCGUCACUCAGCCACCCCUCCGCCGGUUUCGAUGACCGAUUUAUCAUAACACCUAUCCUUACCCUUCCCCCGGCAUUCGGCUCUGUCUACGUUGGAGAAACAUUCGCUUGUACCCUGAGCGCGAAUAACGAAAUUAACGACGAUGAGCCCGGGCGGAUCGUGACAUCAGUACGCAUUGUGGCGGAAAUGCAAACGCCUUCCUCCGUGACAUCUUUAGAGCUCGAGCCAUCGGGCGAUUCGGCACAAUCAGAUGGGCUGCAACUCGGCGAGUCAUUACAAAAGAUCGUUCGUUACGAUCUCAAGGAAGAAGGAAACCAUAUUCUUGCUGUUAGUGUGAGCUACUCGGAGAAUAAAAUCGGGCAGGAUUCACAGGCCGCCAGUGGUCGAGUCCGCACUUUCCGCAAGUUAUAUCAGUUCGUCGCGCAGCCUUGUCUUAGUGUUCGGACGAAAGCAUCGGAGCUGCCGCCCUUGGAAGUAGGAAAUAAGUCCCUUGGUCCGUACGGGAAAACCCGACUAGUCCGGUUUGCCUUGGAGGCGCAACUGGAAAAUGUGGGGGAUGGACCGGUUGUGGUUAAGCAAACCCGAUUAAAUCCCAAACCACCCUUUAAAUCCCAGUCGCUGAACUGGGAUGCGUUGGAUGAGGCAUCCGUUCCUCCGACAUUAAACCCGCGCGAUGUAUUGCAGAUCGCUUUCUUGGUAGAACAGGAAGAUGGCAAUCAUGAGGGCCUGGAAGCUCUCCAGAAAGAUUUACGGCGGGAAGGCCGCGCCACCCUGGGCCAGUUGUCGAUUGAAUGGCGCGGCGCCAUGGGGGACAAGGGGUUCCUGACUACCGGCAACCUAAUGAGUCGGAAACGUACAUGA
Messenger RNA from Penicillium malachiteum, 1002 nucleotides. RefSeq names its product trafficking protein particle complex subunit 13. The transcript is spliced from 5 exons. Gene Ontology annotation, cellular component: TRAPPIII protein complex. The coding region runs from base 1 to 1002 and encodes 333 amino acids. Lineage: Eukaryota; Fungi; Ascomycota; Eurotiomycetes; Eurotiales; Aspergillaceae. The record is from RefSeq and is a predicted model, not a curated record.